UUUUUCCCAGCCCAGCCCAGCCCACUUGCCCUCAAACCCUUCUCUUCUCCUUCCUCUCUCGACGUCGCUCUCGCUCACGGCUCACCCUCGCUGCCUCUCGCUCUCUGCCUCCUCUUCUCUUGCUCGUCCGCUCGUGCUUGCCCGCGCUCUCUGCCUCUCUCUUGCUCUCGCUCGGGCUCGGCCUCGGCCCCUCUCGCUCUCGCUCUCGCUCGCCCUCUUUCUCUGCCUGACUGCCUCUCUCUUGCUCUCGCUAUCCCUCGCCUCCACGCUCGCUCGGCCAGUCGGUUUCGCCCUCUUGCCUCUCUGCCUGACUGCCUCUCUCUUGCUCUCGCUCGCCCUCGCCCCCACGCUCGCUCGGCCAGUCGGCUUCGCCCUCUUGCUCGCGGCCCUCUGAUUCAGGUCUUCGUUUUACCCCCCCAAACUUCUAGAUUUGCUUCAUUCGAGGCCAGGUUUCUCACUCUUCUAAUUCCCGAGUUCAUUCAAAGAUCAAAGUGGCAUACCUUUUUCUUUCCCCCAAAUACAGGAGGUCUGAUUUGCAUGCUUCCUGAGUUUUCUGCUUCAGUUCCUAUACAUGGCUGCCGAUUCCUGCAUUUCAAGUUCAAGAUAUACGUAUACUCAUGAUGAUCACAAAGGCCCUAUUGAAGCCAUCAAUGUCCACCAUGUGUUUGUUCGAAAAACCAAAGGAAACACUUUUCUUGUAUACUUCUCUUCCCUUCUUCUCAUUACAACUGGGGUCUCUCUCUUUCUUCUUAAGCAGGACGAAUCAGCUUCUGUACUUCUUUGGACCUUAUUUUUAAGUGCAGCUCUUGUCAAAUUAUUUCUUUGGAAGUCUGUUGAGAAAGAGUCCAUCAUAAUUAUGCCUGCUUUUGGUAUCCAACUAGAAACUCACUACACCAGUGGAAAGAUAAUUCACCAUUUCAUUCCCAUUGACAAGAUUUUGAAGCCUGUCCUGACUGAAUGUGUGACCCCUGUCACUUGUUACUGGAGUCUGUCUCUGAUUGUGCGUGAAAAAGAAGAGCUUGUGUUAGUUUUCAAGGAACUUCGCCCUCCUGUUAAAAUGUUGAUCCCAAUCUGGAAAGCUCUAUGCGAUGCUACCAACAGCCUGGGGACCCUAGCUCCAUCUGGAUAAACAAUCACUGUUAUUGAAUCUCUCUGAAUCAAGAGCGACGAUGGGUUACACACUAUCCAGGACAGUUCCUUGUCAAUGUUAAGCUGUGCUAGCGAUUCUCUUCAAGUGAGAUAUUGGACAUGUUUCGAGAUAAUGCAUCACAGGAGGAAUACAUCACAUAUAUGGUAUCUGCUGGUAAACCUUAUUCUCUUUUGGCCAAUGCACUCCAAACAACUUCGUAGCCAUGUGAAAUUUCAUCCUUGUGAAUGCAUAUUAGCAUGCACCUAACUAAUGGGUAAUUGCUGCUGUUGUGCGUGAAAUUCAGUGGCUUCUUCUUUCUUUGUAAUUUUUUUCCAACUCAAGUAACAAUUUCUUGGUAAUUCUUUCUGCACCCGGGGGGGGGGGGGGGGGAGGAAAUUGAUGUUCCAAUAACCUUUCACUAAAGCUAUCUUCACAUGUAACAGAACUUUUGCAUCAAAUUUCUAAAUCCUGUUCUUGAUAGCUGAAGGAGCCGUUGAUCCAUUGCAAUUGUUUAUCGUUUACAAUCUUAUAAAGCAAGUGUUUAUAAUUUCUCACGUGUACGAAUUCUGUGUAUAAGUAGCC
Molecule: messenger RNA, 1711 nt
Organism: Diospyros lotus (date-plum)
Lineage: Eukaryota; Viridiplantae; Streptophyta; Magnoliopsida; Ericales; Ebenaceae
Exons: 6
Coding region: 572-1129 (185 amino acids)
Biological process (GO): GPI anchor biosynthetic process
Cellular component (GO): glycosylphosphatidylinositol-N-acetylglucosaminyltransferase (GPI-GnT) complex
Source: RefSeq, a predicted model, not a curated record